AUGGACAACUCUGCCCACUAUGACCCGCUCGCGUUCUCGCAAUACUCCCCACACCGUCCGCUCGACUCUGCAAUCUCCCUCUCCUCCUGGCACCAUCACCAGCACUCCCCGACAUCUGCCUCGUCUCCACCAGACCAAUCCCGCAUGUAUCCCAUCAUCAACAAUCCAAUCAAUCAUAUCGACUACACCUCGCCCCAGUUCGUCCACCAGCCCCCUAGCGCUUUCCUCCCCCAGCACGACGACGACCCCUCCCUGAACCCGAGCCACGCUCUCAACUUGGACGCGCCUCAGUUGCAGAGCAGCAUCGGCCCCACCAGGGUCCUCACUCGUCGCCAGCGCGCCGCCCAGGCCCACCCACACCCUGCUCGACCCGGGCCAGUCAACGACUUGGGCCUGUCCGGGGAAAACCAUGAC
Heterobasidion irregulare TC 32-1 is the source of this 414-nucleotide messenger RNA. RefSeq lists its product as uncharacterized. NCBI's taxonomy places the organism in Eukaryota, Fungi, Basidiomycota, Agaricomycetes, Russulales, Bondarzewiaceae. The record is from RefSeq and is a predicted model, not a curated record. The annotation marks the transcript as partial. The transcript has a single exon.